This is a messenger RNA of Sander lucioperca (pikeperch), 5717 nucleotides long. RefSeq names its product DIS3 like 3'-5' exoribonuclease 2 (gene dis3l2). Bases 142 to 3303 code for a protein of 1053 amino acids. Gene Ontology annotation, cellular component: exosome (RNase complex); P-body. The transcript is spliced from 21 exons. NCBI's taxonomy places the organism in Eukaryota, Metazoa, Chordata, Actinopteri, Perciformes, Percidae. The record is from RefSeq and is a predicted model, not a curated record. Gene Ontology annotation, molecular function: 3'-5'-RNA exonuclease activity; RNA binding. Gene Ontology annotation, biological process: miRNA catabolic process.
AGGUAGCAUGACUGUAACCAUUCAAUUCACGACGACGGAGGAAGUGAAUGCAUCAGCUAGCUAGCACUUUGCUCUGAAUAACAGCUAAGUUACAUAUCUUACACGCAGUAAAUAAGAGAGCGUUUCUGUAAGGAUUGCCAUAUGGAUUCUCCUCGGCAAUCGAAGAACCGGAAUCGAGAGCCAAAGCGCAGCCAGACUCAGUCGAGCACUCCUCCUCAGAAAGACGCAUAUGCCAGGCUUCUCAGCCAGCACAGCAGCAGCAAGUUCAGUCUGUAUCUAGAGCAAUAUGCAAAGGACACAGCAUUUCAAAGGGAAGGAAAUGGGCCAAGCACACUGCUCAAAGCCCAGAGUGACAGGCAGAACAUACCACAGCGAAAAAGGGACCAAGUCCCGAAUGAUUUCUCUGAUUCAAGUGACUUCUCCCCCUCUUCCAUGAAAAGUAAAGGAGAGGAGAGUUCCCUGUCUUUAUACAUGGAGAAACUAAGCACCCGCAAUGCUCAGCAGGACUGUGAAAGGAAGCAGGGUGUGUCUGACAGACAGCGAUGGGGACAGAGAAGGGACACCGCCACCAGCCACGAUGGAGACGUCGAGUCUGGUGAGGAGCUUAGCACUUUAAAACCCAAUGACUUGAGGAAACACCAGAAGCAGCAGAAGAAAAGCAAGGACUCUAACAGAGAAGUCACCUCAAAAGAGACUGACUCAUUUGUUGGACAUCCCCAGUCCCCAAAGAAAGCCAGUACAAGUGGACAGGAGCAAGAGAAGAUGAAAAAGUCAAAGAAAAAAAACCUGCCAAAGCACCCGGAAGAGGAGAAAAGCAGAGAAGGGACAUCAAAGUCUGGGUUUGACACUCAGAUGUCCCCUUAUGGUAAAGACAAAACACUGCAGCAAUCCAGAGCUUCAAGUGCCAAUUCUCCUGCUGACAAGAGUAAGAACAAAGGAGGCAGAGGAUCAAAGAAACAAGUGUUUGAAUCCUACAUGGCAUUUGAGGAGGUUUCCCAUGGCCUUAAAAGAGGAGAACUUAUUCAGGGACAGAUAAGAAUCAACCCAAAGAAAUACCACGAAGCUUUUGUCCCAUCUCCUGAUGACACACGGGAUAUAUUUCUGGAUGGGAUUGUGGCUCGUAACAGAGCAUUGAAUGGAGACAUAGUGGUGGUGCAAAUUCUCCCCCGGGAGCAGUGGAAGGUUGUGAGGUCAGAUACUGACUGUGAUGGCACCAGUGAGUCAGAGAGCCUGAAAGAAAACAUUGUGCAGAAAAAGACAGCACGCACCCCCAGGCCUGAUGUUACUGUGGAAGACCAGUGUAGCGACCAGGAUGAACUCAUCCGCAAAGUGCAGAAUACCACCCUCACUGACACAGUGGAACCUCUGGAAGACCCCUCAACACCACGGCCCAAUGGGGAAAUACUCCAAAAGACUGCUAAAGUGGUGUACAUUGUUGAAAAGAAACACUCGAGAGCUGUGACAGGCUUCCUGAAAUUCCUACCAGAUAAGCCUUUUGCCAUGUUCUCCCCCGUGGACCACCGGGUGCCACGGAUUAACGUUUUCCUUGCUGACUGUCCCGAAGACUUUAGUUCCCGCCCGGGGGACUACAGCAACACCUUGUUCAUAUGUCGGAUCACCAGCUGGGCAGCCGACAGCAACUUUGCAGAAGGUCAACUUGCUAAGACACUGGGUCAGGCUGGAGAAAUUGAGCCAGAGACGGAGGGCAUCCUGGUAGAGUACGACGUUGAUUUUUCUGAGUUCUCAGAUGAGGUGUUAGACUGCCUUCCCAAGAACUUGCCCUGGACCAUCCCACCUGAGGAGAUGAGAAAAAGGAGAGACCUGAGGAAGGAGUGUAUCUUCACCAUUGACCCCUCUACCGCCAGAGACCUGGACGACGCUCUGUCCUGUAAACAACUCCCUGAUGGUAACUUUGAGGUGGGAGUCCACAUUGCUGAUGUGAGUUAUUUUGUGGGGGAGGACAACGCUCUGGAUGCCAUUGCCAGCCAGAGAGCAACUAGUGUGUAUAUGGUUCAAAAGGUGAUCCCCAUGUUGCCCAGGCUGCUGUGUGAGGAGCUGUGCAGUCUGAAUCCUCUCACUGACAGACUCACUUUCUCUGUCAUUUGGAAAAUCACACCGGAGGGGAAGAUCCUGAGUGAGUGGUUUGGCCGCUCAGUCAUCCGCUCCUGCGUGAAGCUGAGUUACGACCAUGCUCAGAGCAUGAUCGAAGCCCCUGAAAAGAUGUUCUCUGCUGAGGAGCUGCCACCUGCGGACCCUGAGCACCCCAUCGAUGAGAUCCAUCAGGCUGUGCUCAACCUGCACUCCAUUGCCAAGAACCUACGGGCUCAGCGCUUCUCCGGCGGAGCCCUCAGACUCGACCAGUUAAAACUGUCUUUUACCCUGGACAAAGAGACCAUGAUGCCUCAAGGCUGCUAUGUUUACCAGUACAGAGACAGUAAUAAGUUGGUGGAGGAGUUCAUGUUGCUCGCUAACAUUGCCACAGCCCACCACAUCCACUCCAGAUUCCCUGAGCUGGCCCUGCUCAGACGCCACCCUCCACCCAAGGCCAAAAUGGUGGAUGAGCUGCAGGAGCUCUGUGACCAGUUGGGAAUCGACAUAGAUCUCUCCUCUGCAGGAGCGUUGCAUAAGAGUCUCAAUACUACUCUUGGUGAUGAUGAGUAUACCACUGCCAGAAAAGAAGUCCUCACCCACAUGUGCUCCAGACCCAUGCAGAUGGCGUUGUACUUCUGUACAGGUGUACUCAAGGAGGAGCCGUUAUUUAAGCACUACGCCCUCAACGUUCCUCUCUACACUCACUUCACAUCCCCCAUCCGACGCUACGCUGACAUCAUUGUCCACAGGCUGCUGGCUUCCUCACUGAAUUGUGGGCCUAAUUUGGGGCUGUCAACAGAAGAAGUCCAAAAACAAGCAUCACACUGUAAUGACAAGAAGACUCUAUCCAAGAGAGUCCAGGAGCUCAGCUCUGAGCUCUUCUUUGGAGUGUUUGUAAAGGACUGUGGCCCGCUGGACUCUGAGGCCAUGGUGAUGGGGGUGCUGGAUCAGUCCUUCGACGUGCUGGUUCUCCGAUACGGAGUACAGAAACGCAUCUACUGCAAGUCUGUCGCCGGCCUGGACUCAUUCCACCAUCGCAAGGUGGGGAAGAAGUCCGAGCUGACUCUGGUCUGGACCCCAGAGGACCCAGAGAAAGCUCCAGAAGAGCAGGUUAUUUCAAUCUUCACGUUAGUGGAGGUGCAGCUGAAAGCGGACGGUGCACCCAUGAAAUACAGUGCGAUGCUCAAGAGGCCUGAGGAGAACGAAUCAUAAACACUUAAAACUGAAUUGCACAUAUUCUUUUGUUGUUUGGUAGUAGUAAUAGUUUAGAAGCAGUAUUUCUGUGGUAAGCAGGAAAAUCACUGGUCAGGUCAGAGUCAGAUUUCAAUGGAAAUUCCCACUAAAAGUUUCAGUCUUAACCAAAAGGCCCAUCCCAGUGUGUUUCAUAUGUUAGCCCACUUACUGCAAUUAACCCACGUGCAUGUACAUGAUGGCUGCCCUUUUCCAAGGUAUAUUAUGUGUUGGGAAAGGAACUUUGCUUCCAGCUUUUCUUUGGUUUCCUUUAAUUUACGUAAUACAUGGAAGGGAAGUCCACAUUUAUAGACAUGCAACAUGGACCCAUCCGAGGUAGAAGGCACAAAAGGCAAGUUUACCAUUUUAAUUUUUAGGGGUUUAAUUACCUUUUUAUUAUAGAGCAGCUGGAGAAUGACGGGGUCGGAUUCGAACCCGGGCCACUGCCAAGGACUACACGGAGUCCAUGCUUUAACGAGUGAGUUAGUGGUCGCCCUGGCAAGUUGACUUUCAUUCUUCAGAAAUCACGCCUGUGUUUCUUGUGUAAAGGAUAGUGGGGAGAGAGAGCAAGAGAGGGAGGCAAUAUUAGUCAAAGGAAGAAAGAGAGGCAGAGAAAAAUAAAAAACAAAUGGCUAUUAUGAUCUUUGUGGGCAUCUCUAGUUGGGCCAAAGGACAGAGGAUAGCGAGGCGCAGGGGCGGAUCCAGGGUUGGAGAUUUUGGGAUAGCUGGGUCAGGGCUAAGUUAGCUUUUUUUCAAAAAGUUUGAAAAAGAAACAUAAAUACAUACAGUACAAUGGUAUGCUUUGGAAAAUGGUUGACCGUGUGAGGUUUGACAUAUGAUUCAUAGUGAGUGGUUAAAAACUUGAAACAUGUUUUAUUUUAAGCCUUGAUGAUCUCACUAAUGGGCCCAUUAUUGUAUGUAAUUCAGUGGAUGGAUUUCAAAUUGAAUUGUGACCCAGGUCUGACAGUGAAAGAACCAAGGCAGCAAUUAGUUUUAUUUUGCUGUUGAUUAAUUGACCUUUAUGAGGACCGUUUUCAUGUUACAUAACUGUUGUACACAGUCUGUUUGAAAGCUGAUUUUCAGUUUAAUAUCAAUGACUGGUUUCCAGAUUCAAGAUUGAGGAGAGAGACUUAUUUUUGAGUUUUUAAAGCAAUAGAGUUCAAUACACUACUGAAUUUUACUUAUUUGGUUGUCUUUGACUGGCUAUGGUUGCUGUAAUAGAACUUGUUGUGGCUAGAGUGAAGUUAUUUGGACCAAACUGUAAAAAUGUAGCAGUAUUAACAAAGUAAAACCUUUGACUACAGCAGAUUGAAUGAACAGGUAUAUUCACGUCUGCAUAGAAACAAAAGCAAAACAAGAAAAACAGCAACCACAUGCCAUCCUGGACUUUUUACAUUGCCGGAUGUAUUUAUAGUGUUUUUAUAAAGGAAGAUUUUCCAGAUUUUUCUGGGGUGUGAAUGAAAGGGCUGAAGGGCCCCCUCAGGUCCUUCAUGUCAUAGUCAUGAAGUACAGCUCGUAGAACUUUUAAUUUGAUUUAAAUUCUUAAAAGGAGGGUCUCAGGAUCUAACAUAUUGUUGUAGUCUAAACGAGGCACAUUUUCUGUAUUUUGUGUGCAAGACAGGCCAAAGCCUUAUUAUUUCUCAACUCAUUAUUGUUUUUAAUGCAAAACAUUGGAAUGACUUGAAUAAGAAUUGCUGCUGAAGUUGUUGGUGGCCUUGAGUUCUUAAUGGAUUUUAUGUUGGCUAUUGUGCUUUAAGUGCUUCCAACUGUUGUAGGGUCUUUUUGUGCUCAGACUUGAUUUGUGGCACAUUUAAUGGACCUCAUUAAUAUCGACUGAAUAUCAGCCUUAAUUUAAUCAAGCAAAGAUUAAAUCAAAUGUUAAUGAAGCUGCACAUUUUAAGUGUUUGUGGGCCUCCCUUUUGCUUCAAUUGAGUCAGUGUGCCUCUAUUUAGUUCUAAGUGCCAUGAAGUGUCAUACAAAUGAGAUGCUACGUCUGCACAAUUUUGUUUUAUUUAUAAAUCUCUUUUGUUUGACGGAUUGCUUUUAGGCUUGUCAGAUUUUUGGAAGACCAUUAGCUAAUGUUUUUAAGUUAUUUUGUUUUACUGGACUGACAGUUUGAAACAUGGGCUUUAAAUGUAUUUUAAACCAGCAAGUUUCUGUAAGUACUAGUGCAAAACAACUGUACUCACUUAGUAGGAUGUGUUUCUGUGAUUAGGAUUUAAAAGAAGAAGAAGAAUUUCUCACGUCACAUUUGACAACCUCAGAAUGCAGCAAAGUUAUUGUGACAUGCAACUUUGAUUCUGGUCAGUAUUCUUUUGUACUCUGCUUAAGCACCAUAAAGAGUAAUAGAUGGUUGUCCUUGUCUCUAUGGAAAUAAAUACAUACAUGUAUGACUG